Striga hermonthica is the source of this 282-nucleotide messenger RNA. Lineage: Eukaryota; Viridiplantae; Streptophyta; Magnoliopsida; Lamiales; Orobanchaceae. The record is from the annotation of a GenBank genome assembly.
AUGGAGGAUUAUCAGACAACUGAAGAGUACAACAGAGUUUCUUCUCAAUAUCAUGAGACUGCACCGACUGAUAAAAAGUAUGGUGGACUUGUGCCCAAAAAAAAGCCACUCAUUUCAAAGGACCAUGAAAGAGCCUUCUUUGACUCAGCUGACUGGGCUCUGUGCAAGCAAGGUGCGGGGAUCGAUCAAAAGACAACAAAGGCGAUUGAGACACUACGGCCAAAAUUGCAGAAAACUCCUCGUCAGCAACUACCUCCAAGAAGGCCAGCUUGUACAUCUUAA